AUGAGAACACUGACGGAAAAUGAAGAGGUUACAUCGCUAGUGGACUCUGCUUGGAACCACAACCCGCUAGAGACUGUGAUAGCAAAACUCAAUGCUUGUCGGAAAAGCAUUAUCAAGUGGACUAAGGAGAGAAAUAGCAAGAGUAACCAGUGCAUUACUGAAGCGCAAAAGGACCUGGAGGGCCUUCUAUCGGCGGCGGCACCAGACUUACCUCGUAUUGAGGCUGUGAACAAAGUGCUUAGUGAUGCAUACAAGGAGGAAGAAGCUUACUGGAGACAAAGGAGCCGCAUACAAUGGUUAAAGAAUGGCGACAGAAAUACAGGAUUCUUCCAUGCUGCUACCAGGCAAAGAAGAAGGCAAAACUCUUUCUCGGUGCUAGAGGAUGACCAGGGUGUAGCAGUUUACGAGGAGGAAAAGAUCGCAGGUGUGGUUGCACGGUACUAUACUGAUCUGUUCAAAACAAACGGCAACCACGACUUCUCCAUUGUGGACACAGUGAUUGAACAGAAGAUAUCCCCGGAGAUGAAUAGCUUCCUUACCGCCAUACCGACUUCUGCGGAGAUAAGAGAGGCUAUGUUUCCCGAGAUAUUCGGGCCUUCUUUGAGACGGGAGUCCUCCACCCACAACAAAAUGAGACACCCGAAGGUUACAGCUCCUCGAAAGGUGGCGGACUAUAGGCCCAUAGCACUUUGUAAUUCUCAUUACAAAAUCAUAGCCAAGAUACUCACUAGGAGACUGAAGCCGUUGCUGUCCAACCUGAUUUCACCAACUCAAUCUGCCUUCGUGGCGGGUAGAGCGAUCACCGACAACGUACUCAUCACCCAUGAGACCCUACACUUCCUUCGUACCUCCGACGCAAAGAAGUAUUGCUCCAUGGCCAUUAAAACGGACAUGAGUAAAGCUUACGACAGGAUUGAGUGGGGUUUCCUAAAGGCGGUUCUCUCCAAGUUCGGCUUUGAUGAUACGUUUAUCUCUUGGGUUAUGGCUUGUGUGGAAACGGUCUCUUAUUCUUUUCUCAUUAAUGGCUCACCGCGUGAACAAGUCUCCCCGUCGCGAGGUCUACGCCAAGGAGACCCACUAUCACCUUACCUCUUUAUCUUGUGUACUGAACUGCUUGCAGGAUUGUGUGCGAAAGCACAGAUGAGAGGGAAGCUUAGAGGUAUACGGGUAGCAAGGGGAUGCCCACUGAUAACUCAUUUGCUGUUCGCGGACGACACGAUGUUCUUCUGCAAAUCGAGCCCGGACUGUGUUGCUGCCCUACAAGAUAUCAUCCGAUCGUAUGAAAGUGUAUCUGGCCAACAGAUUAAUUAUGCUAAGUCGGCGAUCACGUUUUCAGCAAAAACACCCACUGAGGUCAAGACCAGAGUUAAGCGAGAGUUGGGGAUUGAUGCGGAAGGAGGGAUCGGCAAGUACCUAGGACUGCCGGAGUUGUUCGGGCGCAAAAAGAGAGACAUCUUUGCAGCUAUCUUGGACAGGAUAAGACAGCGGAUAAGGCACUGGUCCACUAAAUUUCUAUCGGGAGCUGGGAAACAAGUCCUCCUCAAAGCGGUUCUCGCUGCAAUGCCAUGUUACGCUAUGUCCUGUUUUAAGCUGCCCGCGUCGCUAUGCAAGCAAAUCCAAUCGCUGUUAACUCGUUUCUGGUGGGAUGCUUCUCCGGAGAAGAGAAAGAUGUGCUGGGUGGCGUGGUCAACUCUCACCCUUCCCAAAAGAGAAGGCGGACUUGGAUUCCGUGAUCUAGAGACCUUCAACGACGCCCUCCUUGCUCGUAUUGGAUGGAGGCUUAUACGCAACCCCACCUCUCUCGUUGCACAGGUUCUAUUGGGGAAAUAUUGUAAGACGUCCACCUUUUGGGAAUGCUCUGCUCCAUCAGAAGCCUCCCACGGGUGGCGGAGUGUCUUGGCAGGACGAGAGGUUUUAAGACAAGGAGUUGGAUGGGAAGUCGGGAACGGGGCUUCCAUACCUGUUUGGGGUGAACCGUGGCUCUCGCUAGUCUCUCCCAUAGCUCCGAUAGGCCCCCCAACAGAGGCUUCUAAGAGUUUGAUGGUUAGCGACCUCCUCUGUUCUCUUACUAACGGUUGGCGGGACGACAUGAUUCAACGCCAUCUCCCUCAGUAUGAGGCCAGUAUAAAGGGCAUUGUUACCAGUUCAACCUCACACCAGGACAGGAGAAUAUGGCUCUAUGACAAGACAGGAGAGUAUACGACUAAAUCGGGGUAUAACCUAGCAAUUACGGCUAAAACGGCGCACCAGGAUCACCCAUUGGAUUGGCAGAAAUGCAUUUGGUCACUCAAGACUUCUCCCAAGAUAAAAGAUUUUCUCUGGCGUGUUGCAAGGAAAGCCAUUCCAGUUAGUGCUAAUCUAGCUACUCGGGGCUUUCCUACAUUCCCAUGUAAACUCUGCGGUGGUAUAGAAGACGACCUCCACACCUUCCUCCUAUGUCCUGUGGCCCAGGAGGUGUGGACGUUGGCUCCUCUCACUCCGCAACCUCAGGUGUUAAUACCUUCCAUUUAUCACAUCAUCAAGGCGGGAGCUCAGUUUAUUCCUCUACCUCCUAUUGGUCUUACUUACCCUUUAUGGCCUUGGAUACUUUGGCGACUUUGGAAGGCGAGAAACGGAUUGGUUUUUGAAAACAGAACCACGACCGCGCAGGAGAUCCUAUCUAUGGCGAUCAAGGACGCAAAAGAAUGGCAAGAUGCUCAAGGGAUUAGUGCACAAAAGACAACCACGAGUAGCAAUAGGCUUCCUGUCUUACCCUCUUUUGAAAAUGAGAGCCUGGUUUGUUUUGUUGAUGCUGCUUGGGAUCCUGCUACUGGAUGUUGUGGAAUUGCAGGUGUUUUCAAAGGACAGACGCAAGAGAAACACCCUGACUUCAAGGAGGCAUGAAGGCACGUCGACUCGGCUCUUACGGCGGAAGCCUUAGCGGUGCGGAAGGCAGUGAUGGAAGCCUACAUUUCUAACGCUGCGUCGCUCCUGGUGUUAUCGGACUCUCAAGUCCUGGUUAAGAUCAUUCAGACUAGGAGCUCAAGAAAGGAGCUAAACAACAUUCUCUCAGAUAUUUGGCAUUUUAGCAGUCGUCUUACUGCUUGCUCGUUUUUACACAUUCCUCGCUUAUGUAAUGUAGAGGCUGAUUCAGUGGCAAAGUCAGUUCUCGUUUCUGUAAACUCAACCUCCCCACGAGGAGGCUAAACCU
Molecule: messenger RNA, 3190 nt
Organism: Raphanus sativus (radish)
Lineage: Eukaryota; Viridiplantae; Streptophyta; Magnoliopsida; Brassicales; Brassicaceae
Exons: 3
Coding region: 1-2883 (960 amino acids)
Source: RefSeq, a predicted model, not a curated record